AUGACAGGUGCUCCUAUUGAUGGUGGACUCGUAGGCAAUCCCAAUGACUAUGUGUUUUCUCAAACUGCACUUGAUAAUAUCAUUACUCAAUUGAUGGAACAAACAAGUGGUGCAUCUGCACCUCCUCCUGCACCUGAACAAGUGAUUGAAACACUCCCAAAACGACCAUUGACAGACAAAGAAAAGAGUCAAGAAACAGAUUGUGCAGUUUGUAAGGAUCAUUUUGAAUUGGACGAACAAGUCAUUGAGCUACCUUGUCAGCAUAUUUUUCAUGAUGACUGCAUUAAGCCAUGGCUAAAACUCAAUGGAACAUGUCCUGUUUGUCGUCAUUCAGUGUUACCUGAACAAGAAUCCAACCAGAACCAAGGCGAUAAUAACCAAGGUGAC
This is a messenger RNA of Gilbertella persicaria, 387 nucleotides long. RefSeq lists its product as uncharacterized. NCBI's taxonomy places the organism in Eukaryota, Fungi, Mucoromycota, Mucoromycetes, Mucorales, Choanephoraceae. Gene Ontology annotation, cellular component: nucleoplasm; cytoplasm. The transcript is spliced from 4 exons. The annotation marks the transcript as partial. The record is from RefSeq and is a predicted model, not a curated record.